GUCUUGCACAGGUGUCCCGGCUCCUCCCCUCCAGUCUUGCACAGGUGUCCUGGCUCCUCCCCUCCAGUCUUGCACAGGUGUACCGGCUCCUCCCCUCCAGUCUUGCACAGGUGUCCCGGUUCCUCCCCUCCAGUCUUGCACAGGUGUCCCGGCUCCUCCCCUUCACUCUUGCGCAGGUGUCCCGGCUCCUCCCCUUCACUCUUGCGCAGGUGUCCCGGCUCCUCCCCUUCACUCUUGCGCAGGUGUCCCGGCUCCUCCCCUGGAAUGAAUCGGCUUCCUCUGAUGUCACUGCACACUGGGAGUGUCUCACAAUGUGCAUCAGAAGCUGCAGCUGAUCAGAUAAAGCUCCGCCUCAUUUCCUAGCUGGAGGACAUCCAGCAUCAUCUAGUGCUCUCCUCCCCAGCCUAACUGUCCCUGGCCCCACCCCAGCAUCACAUGUGGGCGUUACCUAUGUAAAUACAGCCUGCCUAGGAACGCCCACUCCUCCAAACUAUCAAAGCAUUUAGAAAUUUACAUAACCCCUCCCACUGC
Staurois parvus is the source of this 531-nucleotide messenger RNA. Lineage: Eukaryota; Metazoa; Chordata; Amphibia; Anura; Ranidae. The record is from the annotation of a GenBank genome assembly.